UGGACGUGUUUUAUUGUUCUAAGAUAACCGAAGUGGCUCCGUACUCGGGCUUGUUGCGCGCGCGAUAUUUUUGCACGUUUUUCCCGAAUCACAAGAUCCCGAGGCGUCGAUGUGAAUUUUCUUUAGGGCUGACUUUUGUACAUAACAUUUUGUACAUACGGUAUUCAAGUGAUGAGUUCGAGUAAUACACAGAGGGCGGGGAAAAGCAGCCGGGAUCGAGGGAACAAGUCACCGUCGGCGGCGACGACACAGUCCCCCAAGGCGGUCACUGCCACAGAUGGGCAUGCCAAGCCGCCCGACGGCUUCAUUCCCAAAGUCCAGCCAACUCCCGAACAGAUCAGGCUGGCACAGAUUAUCAAUGACCCAACGAAGCAGGAUGAUCCGGACAUCAAGAACAAAGUCCAACAGGUGAUGGAGGUGACAGGCCAGUCCAGUGAUGCAGUCGUGAUAGCACUGCAUGACUGCGACAAUGACCCCACGCGAGCCAUCACCAUGCUCAUUGAGGGCAACAAGCAGGAGGGCGAGUGGGAGACUCGGGGCAAAAAGAAAAAGCCUGCGAAGGAGGGCAGCCAGCAGCAGCAGCAGCAACAACAGCAGCAGAAAGGGGACCAAGGUGGCCCCGCGAGCAGCAACAAGGAAAACCGUGGGGGGCCUCGCGGGGAGGGCGGCCCCCCACGCAACAUGCCCCGGGGGUCUGGGGGAGGAGGCCGAGGAGGAGGUCGUGGAGGCAGCUGGAAGAACAAGGAAAUCGAGAAGAAUGAGAGAAACCUUGAAGACGGGCGCACUGGCGAGAGAACUGGCGAGAGGACUGGUGACAUGCGACCACGAGGAGGCAGCAGACGUGGUGGCAGAGGCGGCAGAGGAGGUGGCAUUGGUGGGGGGCGUGGUAGCCGCACGUUCCAGAACCGAGGGCUGGGCGGCCAUGAUGGCUUCCCCCAGUCCAUGGACACAUGGACCAACAGCACAUCUACCGGAGGACAGCGACCAUCUAGGGGAAGCCAGCAGCAACAGCAGCAGCAGGACACCAUGGCAGUCGGUAACUGGAAUGACCUGGCAGUCAGUGAAGACUGGAGUGAGGAGGACUGGACCGGACAGUUGGAAACUAAAGUGUUCACGGCUAGUGGAGCUGCUGCGAUACCUCCGCCAGCACCCGACACGGCGAGCAUCAUACAACUGUUGAAGGAGUCUCCACACGAGUCCAUCAGUGUAGCCCAGUACAACCAGCAAGCCACAGAAUCCAUCAAGGCUGCUGUUGGGGUUGGCUCAGCAGCCAAUUCGGUGAGCAACAGCAGCUACCCCGUGGCACAGGUGGUGUCCUCCACAGACUCUCCUUCCGUCACAACCUCCAAGCCAGUUCCUGCACCCCAGCGGACAAAGACACCGAGAGUGCGGGUGCCGCCGCCAUCGAAGAUACCGGAGUCAGCUGUGGAAAUGCCAGAAGACAGUGCUGUGUCAUCACUAGAAGUGCAGUUCGGUGGCCUCGAGUUUGGCACGGAUACGUUUGACUUUGGGGCCAAUGAUGGCUUGGCAGCAGUUUCCACUGCACAACCCACGAUGCCACCUGGGCUGGUUCAAACAGAGCAGUCAUCAGUUGCUGCAUCUGUUCCAUCAUCCACACCUUACAUGGACGGGCAUCACUCUGUCAGUAAGGUUCCAUCGUCGACAGUCAUCUCCAGCAGUCCCGUGGGCCCGCUGGGUCCUUCCCCGGUUGCCAGCAAGGACGUCUCUUCUGCGACAGCCGGCACAAUGCCACAAGCACAGCCACAACAACCGUCACAGCCACAAUCUCAACAACAGUCACUACCGUCACAGCCGUCGGCAGCAGCACCACCCAGUGCCUCCCUGCCGCGACCUCCUGGCAUACCGGCGCCCAAGGAACCUCCUCAGGGACUGGGAAACAGCGUGCCCCCGACAGCGAAUGCAUUGGGUGCGGCUCCUGCGUCCUCUGCGACCUCGGUCGCAGCAUCUGCAACCUCCUCGGCCAGUCACAAGCCUGGCUCUGUGAUGACCCCUGAGCAUCUGCUGCUCCAGUCUCAAUCUCACUCUGAGCGCAGCAAACCUGUGUCGUCCUCAUCUGUGGCUGGUCCACAGUCCAAGAUGUACACCGGUGGAGCUGCCACACAGAGGAACAGCCAAGGGCUAGAAGGUGGGCUGUCUUCGGCGGGCAAAGUGGAGCAGCCAAUGUAUUCGUCGGCAGGGGCUGGAGGCCAGCACUACGGUGGUGGGGCCUACCCGGGGGGUGGGGGCAAGGGCCUUGUGGGCUCCUACUUGGCCCACUCUCAGGGCUUCCCAUCGGCCACUACUGGGCAGCAGCACUACUACACUGCUCAACAGCCCACGAGUUCCACGACUGCAGCCUUCGGCCAGCAGCAGAGCAAUGGUUACCAGGGUCCUUACCAGAGCAAUGCCUAUUCUGGGCCGAGCCAGCCACAGCAGGCAAACUACGGGGUCUCUUCCAAGCUCUCGGCGUCCGCAGGGUUGGGUCCUCACUCGGUGAAGGAUUCAGUGCUUGAUUCUACGUCUCAGCAAGGAACUGCCAGCCAGCACACCUACGAGAACGCUCAUGUUCCCGCCACCGCAGCGGGGAUGCCACCUGGGCCAGCGUCGACGCUAGCAACUACAGCCUCCUCGUUAGCCGGUGCCACGGCAACAACAUCUGUGCUCAAGAACUCCAUGUCAGCAACGGGGAAGACCAUGCCCACAAUGCCGCCUGGAGUGCCUGCCAUGCUUAGCCACCAGUUGUUUGUGGGAAAUGCUGCCAUGCCAUACUAUGGCUUGCAGCAACAGCAUUUGUAUAGCUACGAAGACAUGCAGAUGCUACAGACUAGAAUGCCACCCCUGGGCUACUAUGACAUGCAGUACCCUGUGCCUGCCACAAGCCUCGCCGGACGAGACCUCACGUUGAACAAUAUGGCUUUUGCAGAGGGUAGCAAGUUUGGCCGUGGUGAGAACAGCGACAGCAGCCCAGGCACAGUAGCUGGGGUGGGACCACAGGGGGCUGCGGCCGGUGCUGCGGCUGCUGCCCAGGGUGGGGCCCAGGGUGGACAGCAGGGGGCACCCCCCACGGCAGGACAGCAGGCAGCAGCCAGCCAGCCGUUUUUGAGCACACUGCCCCCUGGGUAUGGCUACUACUACCCAUCCAACAUCAUGCCUGGAUCCAUCCACCACUACGGACCGCCGCCCAUGUUCCCUGUGCCUCCAGCGACCAACGCCCACGGCCCCACCACAAGCGCGCAGUUUCAGAAAGCCAGUGCGUAUGCAUCCCACUCGUUCACCUCCGGCGGGUAUGAUGGCCUAAGUCAGACACCAGACUAUGCCAAAAAUACCUACGGCGCAGGUUCACAGGGACAGGCUAAGGGCAUCUCAGGUUCAUUGGGUUCGGCCGAUGCAUCCAGGUCAGGGCACGCUAGAACCCACCCCCAUUUAGCAAAGUCUUUUGAGAAGCCAGGCUUUCUGGCAGGCUCGCAGUCUUCGGCAGUUGCAGCAUCCUCGGCAGUGGCGGCAGGCCACCAACAGCAGCCUGGAGGCUCGUCUUACCCGCAGUUUGCAGGACCUCGCGGGAUCACCACCUUCGUUGGCAAAGCAGCAGCAGCAACAGCCAAGUGGCCAUGUGCGCCAGGGAUACCCCUCCUACUGGAGCAACUGAAAUGUGUUGUGCUUGUGUGUCUCCUCUCUCUGCAACAGUUACUCCCUCCUCCUCCUGGCUCAAGCAGUUUCUUUUGACUCGUUCUCACCCAGACCUUAUGUAACAACUCCUCCCACUUUCUCUGUCAAAGAGGGUCGGGAGCAGAAAAGGUUGUCUGUCUAAAUGCGCUCACAAGACAGUCCUCCCCCGCCCUUUUUCUGCUGUCACCCCUCCCCAUCGGUACAUUUUUCAUACUGUUUGCAGUGCUACGCUGUCUAAAUCUAAAUCUGUCUAAAUCGUAGGUUGUCUAAAUCAUAGGUUGUCUAAAUCAUAGGUUUCCCGACGGCUGGCUGCUUGUGAGAGCGGGUGUGCAAGUCUGUGGUGUCUCGUGCCUCGGUGUGCUGUGGUGGUGCCUGCUCUAGUGACGGUCAUGUUGCCCACUGCCGUGGUUUUCCUCUCUUUUUUUUCUCUGCGUUAAAAGACCAUAUUUUUCUUUAUUUACACGUCUUGUGUUUUACGCUUGGCCACACUUUUCUUCCUGUACCUGGCUUUUCUUUUUCCCCCUCUUUUUAUGCCAUGCAGUUGCUGCAUUGUAGCCCCUACAGGCCUUUGUUUCUUUUUCUUUAGUUUUUGUCGUGGACUUGUAUGAGAGCGAAAGACUCCGCGCACGCACUGGCAACUGCAGACUCAAGAUACGUUUUUGCGAUCUGUGGAAGCAGGACCAACUAUGUUAUCAGGCCUCGCGUAGGACAAUGCAGUGAUUUUUUUAUUUUAUUUUUUUUUUCAACAUAUGCUGCUGCACUCGUGGGUUCUUUCUUUAAUCUUUCUGAUGUAAUUUUCUUUCUGUAUCUUCUUUUUUUUUUAAUGCAUUGCACUUUGGCCCAUUGGUCUUGUUUGAUGUACUUUUUUUCGUUCUUAUUUUUUUACACAGAGACUGCCUGCCGCCAGCCAGUUGUAAGGAAUCUUUUGGAAAGCUUUCUUUUGCUGUGUGUCAGUGCACCAUUAAUGCACCCUUAAUGUCGACCAUUAGCACUGAAAUUUCUCAGCGAAAUUGGAAAUUUUCAAAAAAAAAAUGUUUAGCAUUGAUGAAGUGUACAUUUUCAGUGUAUCUUAGUCAACUGAAAGUGGGGGGCGUUUAGAUAACAGGCUUGACCUGCUUUUUUUCUUUUGCCUUGGCCUUCUGGAGCCAGAAUUUUUUUCUAGCUUCCCGAACGGUUUUAUUCCCUUUGCGAAUGGUUUGUUGAAGCUUAUUUCUUUUUCCCUGUAAUCGGUACCACAUCGAAAUGGCAAUGCUCCGUCUGUUCGAAGCCCUGCAAGAACAAGAGUUCGAGCAAAGACUCUGCACAGCACGUUGAAAUAAAACAAAAGGAGGAAGCAGUACAAAGUGUACUGAAGACUUUGCAAGGUCCAAAUGGCACAUUUCUUACUGCAUUGCGCAGGACUGAGGGCUUCUUUGUUGUGGAACUGCCGGUAGAGAAUGAAACCGCGAAGGGAGCUGAAAGUCGUGCGCUUUUUUUUUUUUUUUUUCGCAAUAAUUUUUCUUAGCUGAACUUAUCCCAUUUCGCCUUAGCUGAACUUAUCCCAUUUCGCACGCUUACUUUUCCUUUCUUUCGUUUUGCUUCUCCAUGGCGUUGUGUGCAUGCACUCGAGAGUGGUUCUUUUGUACAUAUAUUUGCCAGGAAGCGAUAUUGUUGUGAGCACCUGGCGGCGUUCAUAUUGUACGCCAUAUUUUUUACGGCUUUUUCUUUCCUUUCCCCUGCAUUGGUAUGUGUGUGUUGUGUGCUUGGGUGUGCGCAUACUCCUUUCAUUGCUUUUUUUUUUUUCUAUUGUAAAAAACAUAUUUGUCAAUGCAAUUAGCAUUGUCUUGUGCUGGCAGGCAGGCCAUCUGUUUUGUUGUAAAAGUGGGGAAACGCAUCACCUCCACUUAUUUCUUUUUCAAAAGCAAGCUGCGUAUAAAACGAAAAUGCAUAGAGUGCGGUUGUUGCGUUUACAAACUAUAAUUUCGACGAUUACGUUUGUCGGGGUGUCUGUUUUAAGUGGCGCUUCGAUUGCGUUCGAUGAGAGAACGGCAGCAGCCACCUGCAGUAGUGUUUUUUUCUACUGAGCCAUUUUUCUAAUGUUGUUGUCGUCCUCCUCCUCCUGUAAUAUUUUUGUGCUCGCCCCACCACCUCCAUUUUUGUUUGUGAAGUUGACGUACAUAAAAUAUAUAUAUAUAAUGUAUAUGUAUACAUAUUCGUAGGGAAAGUGAGAAAAAAAAAACGGAGCAAACAAGGAAGUCUCUAUGUAAAGUUGUUUCACCCCCCACGCAAAAUGGAGUAAAAUGUGUGGCAAUGCUGUGUGAAAUCAGGACGAGAAGAAAAAGAAAAUAAAUGUUUGUAAAUAUAUGAAUAUACAUUUUUGUUUGUUUUCUUUUUGACUGUGUUUAUCAGCCUCCUUGCAGUGCAGAAUGCUCAUGGUCUGAUACAAGCAUGCAAAUGGGAAGAGUUGGUAGUUUCUGUUUGUGUGGUGAGAAGGUGUGAUAUAUAAAUAUAUAUAGUUUGUGACGAGAGGCCCCAGAAAAAAAUAAAAUACUUGUCAUUAA
This is a messenger RNA of Rhipicephalus microplus (southern cattle tick), 6206 nucleotides long. RefSeq lists its product as uncharacterized. Lineage: Eukaryota; Metazoa; Arthropoda; Arachnida; Ixodida; Ixodidae. The record is from RefSeq and is a predicted model, not a curated record. Gene Ontology annotation, molecular function: protein binding. Gene Ontology annotation, cellular component: nucleus; cytoplasm.